Dreissena polymorpha is the source of this 2915-nucleotide messenger RNA. RefSeq lists its product as uncharacterized. Bases 107 to 2101 code for a protein of 664 amino acids. The transcript has 8 exons. The record is from RefSeq and is a predicted model, not a curated record. Gene Ontology annotation, cellular component: cytoplasm; membrane. Lineage: Eukaryota; Metazoa; Mollusca; Bivalvia; Myida; Dreissenidae. Gene Ontology annotation, biological process: cyclic nucleotide catabolic process. Gene Ontology annotation, molecular function: 2',3'-cyclic-nucleotide 3'-phosphodiesterase activity.
ACAAUGAGUACUUCAUCACAUUGGGAAACUGAAUCACGUAUAAAUAGAAGCUUUGGGGUUUUUGUGAUUGUUACUAUUCUUGUUAUUUAGUUCAGAGAAGUGAAACAUGAUAAGCAUCGUAUUUGGUACAGCCUGGAUUAUCAAGCAUGUAAUGGCAUUCUUUGGUAUCAGACCGUUCAUCUAUAUCCCAGAUGAUGAUACAAAUGACAAGAAUGAUAACGCAAUUAUACCGCUAGAUGAUGCAGGAAAAUCAGAAUAUAGGAAUUCUUACCAUGUGGCUUAUCAGCUGAACCCAGUCUACAAUGUUUAUGAUGAUGAUGUAGUUAUCACUGACAUUACACCAGGUAGUAAUGAAAGUCUUAACGACCUCGGCAUUAAAACGGAAGAAAAUCAGGACACUUUGGCCAAUAGUGAUGCAAUAAUUGGAAAUUAUGUUAGUGGACAUACUGGUGAUUCAAGAACUGAGAAUGUUAUUGUGAUUGAAGAUGAUAUUGAAGUUAAGAAGCUAGAACUUGCUACAGCCACCAAACCUGUUGCUGAUCUUGAAACUGACUGUCCUAAUGUUAUUCCAAAACUUGAAAACUGUAGACCUUCUACAAAGACAAGUGUCAAUGAUGCUAGAUCUCCGCCCAGCAUUAUCAUUGAUAAUGAUCAGAAUAAUGGUGAUGACGAUGUUGAAAUUCUUGGCAUGUAUCCGGUUUCUGAACCUAAACCUGGGACCAGUCAGGAUGAAGAGUUUGAUCUCACAACAAUUCACGGCUAUGAUUCCAUGCCAUUCCUCAGUGAUGCCAGCACUAUAGAGUACAUCAAGACUUCCCACACCAUCUUCAUCAUGAGGGGUCUGCCAGGCAGCGGCAAGUCCACCCUGGUUCGUGGUCUUGAGCAGGUGUACCCGGGCGCUGUUGUGUGCUCAGCCGACCAGUAUUUCAUGGACAGUAGCGGAAAAUACUGCUAUGACCACAAGAAGAUUGAGGCAGCCCACAUGUACUGUCAGUCACAGGCAGAGUCCAGCUGUAGCAACAACAUGCCAGUCAUCAUCAUCGAUAACACCAACAUACAGAGGUGGAACAUGGCCUUCUACUUCAAACUGGCUCAGUCAAGCUACUACUAUCACACGGUGGUAGUCGAGGCUCAGACGCCAUGGCGAUACAACCCUCGGGAACUGGCUGCCCGGAACCACCACAAUGUGGACUUAGAGAUGAUAAGCCAGAAGUUACGGAGCCUGCAGGAUAACAAGCUGAGGCCAUAUUACUAUGGCUGGUUCCUUCGUCAAUGCGACUCUCUAAGGCUGGUCGCCAUGGCAACAGAAACACUGGCUCGUUGUGCCAGGGAGCUGCAAGACAGGGGACUGGCCCUUGAUGUGGCUGACUUCAUGACAAGAACUCACAAAGGUUUAGGUGAUUUGUACACGGCACCGAAGAAAAUGCUCCACUGUACGGCGGGGUUCAUGGGCACUAAGGGCAGCAACUCUUACCACGAGAAUAAAACUGUACUUUCCUCCCUUGGGAAAACUUUCAAGCUUGCUGUUACUGGCCUGGUAUUUACUGGAAAAACAGUGUGUGCUGUUGUGGACUUAUACCAUAACAAUACAGCUGUAGAGAAAAAUGAAAUCUCAAAAGAACAGCAAGAUGAUGGGCCUGGAAACAGUGAUAUAAAAAAUCAGUUAGAUAAUUCAAGUCAAAAUGAUGAAGAAGUUGAAGAAAGUCUGUCAGCAAAUGACACUUCAACUUUGUCGGAGACUCCAUUGAAGAAAAGGAGAUCUGAAUUGCUCAAAUUGUUUAUGAAGGAGGAGGAGGUUAGUCUGAGAGAAAAAUACGAAGGUGUGAAGAAAGGUGUAGGUUACAGUUCCCGUCAAAGUGUUUUUCGUCGUGGCUGCAGCGCUCAUGUAACAAUCUCAUAUUCCAAAAACGGGCUGGCAAAAUACAGCGGUGAUGAAAUACUGCGUAUAUGUGAGCUGGAAUUCCAUGGAAAGCGUUUGAGUGAAAUUGAAACGGAGGUUGGAAAAGUGAGAUCGUACGAAAGUGACACUUACCAGGUGCUUUUGAAGGAGCCAGUGGUGUUUGACACGCUUUUUCAUGGAUUUUACAAUUCAAAAAAAUGAAGUGUUUGCUUUUCUUUUAUUUAUUUUAGUUAACUUUUACUUACACAAAUUCACAGUUAUAAAUUUGAGUGGUGUAAAUAGAGUAAAUGUGAUUGAACCCAUACUCAGCUAUGAGAUUUAAAGUGUUGAAUAUUAACCAAUUGUAUCUAAUUCAAAAAUAUAUUUUUUAAUUGAUAAAACAGUUUCUCAAUCAUCCAUCAACUUGUUACAUUUUAUGUGGACCAUUUUUUGAAGAAAAUUUAGAGUACAAAAUACAUGUAUCUAUGCAUGUUGUAACAGGUGAAUCGUACUUUUGUGUUAUCUACACUUUUGUUUGCCAUGUGUUUUUUUACUAUUUUCAUCAAAUAAUAAAUUUUCACUUUAGGGCACUAUAUGUCUGUCAUGCAAAAUUACUCACUUUAAUAGCUUCUGCUUAACAUUAUAUAAAUGAUUAUUAUUAUUCCUGAGUCAUGUAUGACCAGGCAUAUAGGUUGGCUUAUAUAUGAAGGGAAAACAGGCCUUCUGUUACUUUGCCAUUAUAGUAUUUCAGCAGUUUUCAUCUGAUUUUUACCAAAACUCCAUGCAAAUUAAAUGAAAUUAUUUAAGAAAAGCGUGAUACCAAAUCACUGAAGUAUUGUUAAAUUAUGAUCCUUGAAAUGUUGUGUACCCUCCCCAAAUUAAACAUUUUACAUUAAAUCAAAACCAAACUUAUUGAAACUUUUGGAAAGAAAAUAAUUAUAUCCUAGCCAAGUUUGAUGCUCUACCAGAUUGUCACAAACACACUAUUAUGUGAAUUUGGAAUAAAACAUCAUCUUGAAAUAAAUAUAGCAGUGUU